CUGAUAGUGUUGUGCGCGUUAUAGAAAACAGUGCUUCUUUAGUUUCUUACUGAUUUUUCGAGUAUUGGUGAUUUUACUUUAAAUAUGCAGAACCCGACUUGUGAAAUAAUUCUUUAACAUUUGAUAUAUCGAAUAUACAUAAAUAAAUGUAAGAUGGCUGCUAAAGAAGAGGUUAACUACACAACAACCACUGAAACGAAGACUGAAGAAACGCCGGAUAAUUCAACGACUGAGGAAGCACCAACCAGUUUGGAAACUAUUCCUGAGGGAAACACCGUGAAAAAUGAGCUUCAAACAGCACCAAAGGACAAGACAAAAAUUGAUAUAUUACUGAAGGCUACUGCUAAUGCUCCAAUCAUGAAGCAAAAGAAAUGGUCAGUCUCCCAAGAUAAUCCCAUUGGAAAGAUCUCAGAAUUCAUCAAGAAGUACCUCAAACUGGAUCCCAAUGAGAGACUGUUUCUUUACGUCAAUCAGACGUUUGCACCCGCUCCUGAUCAGACAGUGAAGAAUUUGUAUGACUGCUAUGGCGCGGAUGGAAAAUUAGUCAUACAUUAUUGUAAGAGCCAAGCAUGGGGCUGAAAUUGUCAGAGUUGAACUUGUCAAAGUUAAUUUUUUUGCAGGAUAUGUAAACACAACACAAUGUGAUAUAAUUUUAAGUUAUAGCAAUGUAAUUAUGCAGAACCUAGUUUUUAUCUUGUCAGAUAUAUUUUCAGGAAGAAUCCUUGUUGAGAUUCGAUGUUCCGUUCAUGUUAGAAAGGUACAAGUGUCAUAAUUUUAUUUUGCAUAUUCUUACAAUAAUAAUAUCAAAAUGUUUGAUAAAUUAA
This is a messenger RNA of Linepithema humile (Argentine ant), 824 nucleotides long. It is a transcript of the gene Atg12, whose product is annotated as Autophagy-related 12. Lineage: Eukaryota; Metazoa; Arthropoda; Insecta; Hymenoptera; Formicidae. The record is from RefSeq and is a predicted model, not a curated record. Gene Ontology annotation, cellular component: phagophore assembly site membrane; cytoplasm; Atg12-Atg5-Atg16 complex. Gene Ontology annotation, biological process: C-terminal protein lipidation; autophagosome assembly; nucleophagy.